Molecule: messenger RNA, 6090 nt
Organism: Acanthochromis polyacanthus (spiny chromis)
Lineage: Eukaryota; Metazoa; Chordata; Actinopteri; Pomacentridae
Gene: ptpn11b
Product: protein tyrosine phosphatase non-receptor type 11b
Exons: 16
Coding region: 110-1897 (595 amino acids)
Biological process (GO): protein dephosphorylation
Molecular function (GO): protein tyrosine phosphatase activity
Source: RefSeq, a predicted model, not a curated record
UGAGUCGGUGUGCGCAGCUUCACGGCAGGUUGAACAGCCUCGGUCCGCUCAGAGGCUCGGCAGAGGCAGCAGGAACGUUUGAGGACACUGACAGCUUUCAGAGACUGCUAUGACAUCUCGCAGGUGGUUCCACCCCAACAUAACCGGAAUUGAGGCAGAGCAGCUUCUGUUGACCCGGGGCGUCCACGGCAGUUUCCUGGCCCGUCCGAGCAAGAGUAAUCCGGGGGAUUUCACCCUGUCUGUCAGGCGUAACGAUGAGGUGACCCACAUUAAGAUUCAGAACUCAGGCGACUACUAUGACCUGUACGGAGGCGAGAAGUUCGCCACGCUGGCCGAGCUGGUGCAGUAUUACACUGAACAACAGGAUCUCCUGCGAGAGAGGAAUGGCCAUGUCAUCGAGCUCAAGUAUCCACUCAACUGCAAGGACCCCACCUCUGAGAGGUGGUACCAUGGACACCUAUCCGGACGAGAUGCAGAGAAACUGCUCACAGACAAAGGCAAAGCUGGCAGCUUCCUUGUACGGGAGAGCCAGAGCAAACCAGGAGACUUUGUCCUCUCAGUUCUCACCAAUGAGGAGAAACAUGAGAAUGUGGACCGCAAGACCAAGGUUACCCACGUUAUGAUACGCUAUCAGCAGGACGGCAAGUACGACGUUGGCGGUGGGGAGCGAUUCGACACCCUGGCUGACCUGGUGGAUCACUACAAGAAGAACCCCAUGGUGGAGAAAAGUGGCAUCGUAGUGCACCUCAAACAGCCCUUUAAUGCCACAAGGAUAAACGCUGCCAACAUUGAGAACCGGGUACGAGAGCUUAACAAAGUAGCAGACAACUCUGAGAAACCCAAACAAGGAUUCUGGGAAGAAUUUGAGGUACUUCAGCAGCAGGAGUGCAAACUUCUGUAUCCCCGGAAAGAAGGCCAAAAGCCAGAAAACAAGAGUAAAAACAGAUACAAGAAUAUCCUCCCCUUUGACACAACACGUGUUGAAAUCAGGGAAAUGGAUCCAGAUGUUCCGGGUUCAGACUACAUCAAUGCCAACUAUAUCAGAAGUAUGCAUGAAGAGGGGCGCCAUGUGGAGGAGGGCAAAGUCUUCAUUGCCACCCAAGGGUGCCUACAGAAUACAGUCACAGACUUCUGGAAGAUGGUGUAUCAGGAGAAUACACACGUCAUUGUCAUGACCACAAAGGAGAUGGAGCGAGGAAGGAAUAAAUGUGUACGUUACUGGCCGGACCUCCACGGCAUAAAGGAGUUCGGAAAGGUGCUGGUGAGGAACGUGGAUGAGCGGCCAGCUCAAGACUACAUCCUGAGGAAGCUGGAGGUGACGCGUCUGGACCGGAAGGAGCCUUUCAGGUACAUCUGGCACUACCAGUACCUGAGCUGGCCGGACCACGGAGUGCCCAAUGAACCCGGCGGUGUCCUCUGGUUCCUGGAAGAAGUCAACCGCACCCAGAGCACCAUUCCAGACACUGGACCCAUUGUCGUGCACUGCAGUGCAGGCAUCGGCAGAACUGGCACCAUUAUCGUCAUUGACAUCCUUAUUGACAUUAUUAACCGCCAAGGUCUUGACUGUGACAUUGACAUCCCUAAGACCAUCCAGAGGGUACGGCAGCAGAGGUCCGGCAUGGUGCAGACAGAAGCCCAGUAUAAGUUCAUCUACAUGGCUGUGCAGCAGUACAUUGACACAGCUCAGAAGAGACUGGAAGAGGAGCAGAGAAAUAAGAUGAAGGAGAGAGAAUAUUCCAAUAUCAAAUAUCCCCAGAUGACAAACUCAAGGUCAAAACCCAACAUGGCUUCCUCCCGCUCUUCUUCUGUGAUGACAAAUGAUGAUUCAUCGAGUGUAUAUGAGAACAUAAACUUCAAAACCCCUCAAACGUCUUUUAGCAGUAACACCAGGAGGUAAAACUGUUGCUGUGGACCUCCACUACUCUCUGUCUGCCUCUCUCUUCAGCGGCUGCGUCGCUUAGUCAGCACCUGAAAAUCUUUGUAGGCCGGAGGGAGUGUGGUGCUCCACACUGCACUCCACAUCUGUGGACCUUGUCCUGGGCUGAAGGUGCUGGGCUGACCCUCUGCUGCCGCCGUCCUGCCGGAUCUCAGUCUGGAGUCAAGCCUUCCCCUCCUUACAGGGGAGGACUCCACAGCAUUGUGCCUUCUCUCAGGGCCGUUGUCCCCUCUCUACCCCCCCUUUUCCCUCCAACCUCUGUUCCAGCAUCUUCUCCCCUUAACCAGCACAAGUGCCUUGUCACAGGAUGCGUCUACACUCUAGCCUCUCUAAACCUGCUGUUACAUCUCUGCUGUUUCAAACCCUGGAGACCCACGUUGACAUGAGAAACAACCAGUCUUUCCUUUGGAUGACAGAUUUUAAACGUCUUCCCCAGCCUAAACUGAAUGGAGCUGUACAGGGCCAAGAAGAGUUCAAAGCUAAGCUGUUUGUCCGCUCAUCACCAGAAAUCCCUCAGUCCAUUAUCCCUUUUUCUCUGUCUGUGCUGGCUGUUAUUUGAACUCGUUCCUAGGACUGUUUUUGGUACGCCCUGUCACUCCAGUUGUGUUGGUUAUUAGUGUGGCCACUGACUGAUAGCAUGGACAGCUACGUAAUCUGCUCCAGGGUCCUGCGGCACAAGAAGGACAAACAAGCCCUGUCUUCUUCAAAGCUUCAAAACAAUUGUAAUUUUAAUUUUGGGUUUAAAAGUGGACUAUUUUUUUGUUAUUUUUUGUCAGAGAUGUGGCUGAUUAUCAGAGCGUUGUAGGAAAGCUCUGUAUGCAAUGUCAUAUGCUAUUGCAAAUGCAAAUAGGCUGAAGUGUUUUUGUUCUUUGGCAAAAUUGGCAUUUUUACUUACAGUGCUAUAAAGGAAUGCAGGGAUAUAACCAUCUGUCCUGUCUGUCAUCUGAACAUGGUCUCCGGUGGUCCAAUGAUAUAAACAAAUUCAUUCAGGAAAAUCGAGUUGGGGUGGGGGAGGAGGAGUGUCUUGUUUUGGGUUUUUUUUGCGGGGGGGGUCGUCCUUUUAAUGAGCUUCUUUCCAUUAUGGUGUUUGUUUUUUUUAUUAUUAUUGCUGAUGGUAUCAUGAUUGUGUUACAUAUGUGAUGAUGUUUAUUUAAAUACAUAUAUAUUUAUAAAGGAGCAUUCUGGUGAGGAGGUAAUGUUUUAACACAUACGUCAAAGCAGCACCCCCAGCAGUAACUUGGAUUUAGAUUGUAAUCGUAAUUUGAAGUCCAUAUUUUAGAGGAAACAGGGUUGAGAGGAUUCCUGAAUGGAUGGUUGGAGUUGAGCUUGGCUGACUGCCGUGUCUCACUUGGUUAGACUGGCUGUCCUCGUUAAUCAGCAGGUCUGAUCUGGUUCAACAUCUGUCGGAGGAGAUCGUCACAAGGAGACAAAGGAAAGGGGACGAUUACAGUGGGCCAGAUGGCCAUCUGCCUGAGAUUGAAGAAUAGAUUUGUCUCCAAAAAGUAAUUUAGAAGAUGGCCAUAAUCCAGGCUUGAUGAUAGUGGGACGAGUAAGCCAACGUCAUUGAUGUGAUAAGGAAGAUGGUGGGGCCGUGGCACACUGAGCCCUCUGUGCUGUCUGGCUGCUGUUGGCUAUUUUUAGCCUUCAGAACGAGUACCAAAAUAUCCUGCUCAAAUACGAGUGUAGAUAUGUUGGUGCAGUCUGACCUAGCUCUUUUGAAAUGUAAUAAUUUAAUGGUCCUGAUAACAUAAAAAAACAAAACUAAAAAAGAAAAAACGAAGAUAUCAUGGUGAUGUGUCUUGUCUGCCUAUUUAUAUUUUUAAAGGUCCCAAAUUGUGUUAGUCAAAAUGAAAAACUCACAUGCCCCACAGCAUCUCUUUCAGUUUGCCUGUUCAGAAUAACACAAAGAUGAUUCAUUUUACCAUGCCUGUGUUAUUCCUGGUUUAAGUCCUGUUCCAAACAGGCUUUUUCAGUGUCUGUUGCAUUAAAUACAGCUACAGCCAUGGCCAUAAGUUUGGACACAGCAUGACUUAUUAUGUCUGUUUUGAUGUCUAUUACAGAACAUAACUAAUAUUUUUUGACAGCACCAGUUUAAUUAGUCAACAAAUCAACAAGGGAUAUAAUAUUAAUAAAUUCCAACAAUUGGAACAACUUUGUUCCCAAAACAUAAUAUUAGAAGAAAAUAACAAAAAAAAUGCAGUUACUUUCACAACCGAAUUUGGUAAGAAUAACAAAAUGACAGCAAACUCUUUUGAUGUUUUUUUUAAAUAUGAAACUUAAUAUAGUUCUCAGGAGUUGUGUACUGUAUUGUAAGUGACAAUUUUGUGGUAUUUUCUAAGAUUCACAAGCGUCAUGGUACUUGUGUCCAAACUUAUGGCCAUGGCUGUAUACUGCUGCUGUCCCCGCCCCCUUCAGGAAGAAAACUCUAUCUGUAAUUGACAGCAUGGAGCAUAGCAGUUGACAUAGACGUUAAUGAGCUUGUGAGAUGUUUCUGUUACGUCUAACUUUCUCUCUGAAUGAUAGUCUUACCUAGAAAUAUCCCAGAAUUUACAGCACAGUCAUUGUUUUUAACUCAUGGGGAGUUUGUCAGACAACAUUGCGGUUAUAAGAUUGAUCUUUUAGCGGUCCACACCAGCUCUUAAGUGUCUGCUGGUUAACGUGUAGCUUUAAUGGGCUGCAUUCCAGGCAAUAUUUUAUACUUGUUCUGUUGUCUGACAACAGAACAAACUGGUUUUAAACACCGGCUUGUUUAUUGGUUUCAAGUCAUUUUUUAAGUUUCCAUCAUCCCUAAAUGUAACUCAACUUGGGCUGUUUUGUAAAGUUGGGAGGCCAUCUAGCUCAGGGGAUUGGGCAGAAAAGCUGCAGUGAGGGUCUUCAUAUUCUCACAUUAUAUUUUACACCUCAGAAUUUUGAAGACAGACAAAACACAAAAAAUUUAUCUUCUCCAUGUGGGACCUUUAACGCAUCAACAUAAACAACAAAAGAGUGGAAUUUGUUUGUGAUCAUACCACUCCAGCAACAGAAACUAACCGGGUUAAGGAGAAUCACCGACUGGACUCACCUUGUCGCCUUCGGUCAUACAUUAGCCAGUUUCAUUUAAGUCUGGUCAAACUACAAGGCUCAGACCUUUCACGGAAUUCAGUCGUUUGAUACUUUUGAAUAGAACUUGCAGCAGCCAGCUCAUCCUGUCAGGCAACUUUGUUUCUUGAAGGCUUGUAAGAGUUUAAGUCUGUCUCCUGAUUUCAGUCAGUUGUCUUGAGUUUUGAAACUUUUCCCAGUAUAAUUUGCUGCCGUGUAUUUUAAUGGUUGAUUGUUUCUGUGAAUAAAGGCUCUGUUUUUGUGAAAUGAAAGGCAUUGCUACCAUGUGUCAGCGAAGGCCUCCAGUAUGUCAGUUGUUGUUACGCUGCACCACUUUGAUGUUCCUCAGUUGAACUGGAACAUUGAUGGUAUUUAAAUCUCUCCGUUUCCCCUUUUGUCAUUUUCCUCUCUGAGCCCGAUGAAUGAGAAAUGACUUGUGGAUUUUAAAUCUUUCAGCGUUUUUCACUUUGCCUCUAUGCGUCAAAUUGUCAAGGAUUUGGUGAACCAUUAGUACUUGAAAGUGUGAAACCGCUGAACCUUUGGCCUCAGGCUGUGUGGAUGUCCGUUGGCUGUGGAAAUAUUUUGGGUAGUGCACUAGAUUUUUGCCAUCCGUGUUUUUACGUUUCAUUUGGUUCAAAUAAUGUACUUCUAAUUGUUUGUUUUAUUCAUUCUUGCAUUUUGUAUUUUAUCUGAGGUAUUGUUUUUGGGGUUUUUUUGUCAGUGUGAUUUCAGCAUUGGUAAUUCAAUUCUGGCUCUGAGUCGAACCAGUGUACGUGGAGGUGUGCAGUAGUGACACGGUAAUUUCUUUCUGCUUGUCCUCUUACAUUUACUUGAACAUGAUUUUGUUGUCCUUCUUUCUAUGUUGGUUGCAGUAAGGCUGAAGUGUGUAGUGAUAUACUUAGAGCUCCCAUGUGAUUCCGUGGAGAUUCUUCCCCUUUGCUCUUCUUCUUGCACUGGCUCCACCCAGACGCCUUUCUGCUGUAUAGGCUGCAACUGCUGAUGCAAUGAGCUGCCAGAAAUGGCAUCGAAAUGGUUUAUUAUUAUAUAGUUUAAUAAAAAUCUAUGAUGGCACCAUA